Mugil cephalus (flathead mullet) is the source of this 3313-nucleotide messenger RNA. RefSeq lists its product as uncharacterized. The transcript has 10 exons. NCBI's taxonomy places the organism in Eukaryota, Metazoa, Chordata, Actinopteri, Mugiliformes, Mugilidae. The coding region runs from base 1520 to 2497 and encodes 325 amino acids. The record is from RefSeq and is a predicted model, not a curated record.
AAGGUCUCGGUUGACAACUUUCUACUUAAGAUGAAUUAAUGAACUUGGCUCAUAAACAUCUGAAGCCACAGUGCUGUUAGUGUCUGAGACUUCAUCCAAUAGAUUUCAAAGAACAAUUGAUCUUUAGUCUCUCAUUCCUGAUUCAAUGGAAAGAUUCAAACUUUUAGAAAUAAUCUCAAUAAGAUCUCAAUCUUCUUCAGAACAAAAGACUUUAUUUUACCACAGCUGGAAAGAAAACAGGAAGUGUUUGUGGUCUUGAUGGUGCAGCUCUUAGCAGAAUCUGCAUCUUCAUCUCAGUCGCUGUGAGCUUCACCUUCAGUGUUUACACGACUCUGAUGCUUUUCUUAACGCUGUGGGCAGACGAGACGAGUUACUCAGAUCAGUGUUCAUGUUCCUGUUGUUCUGCACUGAAGUAUAAGCUUCAGGAUCAAACUGUGGACUAGAGAAGAUAUUCACCUGGAGAGAAGAACAAGCAGCAACCAGGCGACCGAAAGAACGAGAACUUAAACAAUGCUGCUCGUUGUCCACACUGAUGCUCUUUCCUGUGCAAAGAAGAAGCUCGUGGGUGGUGUUGGCUGCAGGUCACAGAAACUGAACUCCAAAGAUGCAGGCCCUCGUUUCACCUCUGAAGCAGUUCCUUGGUCAGGUCAAAGACAAUGUCAACGCCUUUGUUUUCAGCGCGCUGGUCUUCAGCUCCACUGCACUUGAGAACAAGUUUCCAUGCUCUUGUCAACCCCAAGCCGCUUUCUGCGCCGCCUACAUCACUUUGCCGUGUCUGGUCGUGUCCACCAUGAUGCUCUUGACGGACAUGCCCUUCCAGAGAGCGUAGAGGUUCACAACCAAGUACUACACGUGUCAUUUUAUCUGCGUCCUGUUGCGUCGCAUCACCAGGGCUCUGUGUGUCGGUCUGCUGUGGGCUGCAUGUGUCCUCAUCGACGGAGAGUGGUUUGUCUGCUGUCACAAUCCCAAUCCCAAAAGAGUGGCAGACCUGCAGUGCGAAGCCGGGACUGACAUAACGGAUUCAGGUGUAGUCAUGACCGUGAAAGAAAUGAGGAUGAAUUCAAAGCUCUAUGGUGUGAGUUUACUCCUUGCAGUCACCUUCGUGGCGGCCUUCCUGCUGACGGCCUGGAUGAUCUGUGCCGACACAUGCACAUUCAAAGGCUGCAACAAACAAAUCAUGGUUCACGAGAUGAUUCUGGAGGUCGGAGACAAAGUCAUGUAUUAGACGAGACAAGUUACUCAGAUCAGAGUUCAUGUUCCUGUUCUUCUGCUGUGGAGCAUCAGUCUGACAAACAGCAGCUGAGGAGAUUAUAAUCACUGCACUGAAGAAUAGGCCUCAGGAUCAAACUGUGGACUAGAGAAGAUAUUCACCUGGAGAGAAGAACAAGCAGCGACCAGGCGACUGAAAGAACGAGAACUUAAACAACGCUGCUCGUUGUCCACACUGAUGCUCUUUCCUGUGCAAAGAAGAAGCUCGUGGGUGGUGUUGGCUGCAGGUCACAGAAACUGAACUCCAAAGAUGCAGGCACUCGUUUCACCUCUGAAGCAGUUCCUUGGUCAGGUCAAAGACAAUGCCAACGCCUUUGUUUUCAGCGCGCUGGUCUUCAGCUCCACUGCACUUGAGAACAAGUUUCCAUGCUCUUGUCAACCCCAAGCCGCUUUCUGCGCCGCCUACAUCACUUUGCCGUGUCUGGUCGUGUCCACCAUGAUGCUCUUGACGGACAUGCCCUUCCAGAGAGCGUGGAGGUUCACAACCAAGUACUACACGUGUCAUUUUAUCUGCGUCCUGUUGCGUCGCAUCACCAGGGCUCUGUGUGUCGGUCUGCUGUGGGCUGCAUGUGUCCUCAUCGACGGAGAGUGGUUUGUCUGCUGUCACAAUCCCAAUCCCAAAAGAGUGGCAGACCUGCAGUGUGAAGCCGGGACUGACAUAACGGAUUCAGGUGUAGUCAUGACCGUGAAAGAAAUGAGGAUGAAUUCAAAGCUCUAUGGUGUGAGUUUACUCCUUGCAGUCACCUUCGUGGCGGCCUUCCUGCUGACGGCCUGGAUGAUCUGUGCCGACACCUGCACAUUCAAAGGCUGCGACAAACAAAUCAUGGUUCACGAGAUGAUUCUGGAGGUCGGAGACGAAGUCGUGUCAACGGCCAUGAAAGAAAAACAGAAGGAGCUGUUGACUAAACGAGUCGAGGACUACAUGGAUAAAGAGCAGUGGACGAGAUGCUUGGACAUUGUUGAAGACGCCAUUUUACGCCAGGGAUCAGGGGAGUUAAAGAAGAAGUCUAAAACAGAAGCAUCAAAGGACGUCGGCAUACAAAUGGAGUCGGUCACCGGCGACAACGACGGUGCUACAAGUUCAGAACCAUUGAUUCAUCACAGCAGACGUCCGUCACAACUGGACUCACCCAUCGAUGCGGAUUCAAACGCUGCUACAAAUACAGAUGAAAAUGAGGACGGAGGUGUCGUUUUGCUCCAAGUGAAGUCAAUAACUGAUUCAGUUUAGUCUCUGCAGCCAGAACAACAUCUGUUAGACUUCCUCCCCUGAGCCGGGUCAAGAGAAAUAUUUUUUGAAGCCUUGACACAUUUAAUCUGAUAUACAGUCACCGGCCACUUUAUUAGGUACACCUUGUUAGUAAAAUGCAGGAUGGAUCCAUGCUUUUAUGUUGUUUACUCCAAAUUCUGACCCUGCCAUCCAAAACUAAUAAUAACAGUAAUCAAACUGGCAUUUAAAGAGUUAAAAUCUUCAAAAUAAUUUCAUUUUUUCGCAGUGUUCUGUUGACCUAUUAGAUUUUUUUUACUAUUUUGUUGAAUUUCAUACUUUUUUAAGAGAGACUUUAUUGCAAAAAAAAAGUGACACAUGCACUAACAGCCAAAAUGACGCCUGAUGAAGAGGAAAAAAAUGACCAAAUAAACAGAAAUGUCCAUAAUGAUGCAUGAAUGUAAAAUAGUUUUAAUUAAUGAGUGAUAAAUAAUGAGUCUGAACAUCCUUUGUCUUCUUGUCUACCGUAAUGUGCCUGUGUGCAGCUAUGCUAUGUAGCCACUAGUGGGCAGUAGUGUAUGAUAAAUGAACCCAUGUUUACUGUUGUACUGCCAUGGAGUAAUGUGUUUAUUUGACUUGAAUAGUGAUAUGUGUAUUACUGCUUUCAUUCAUACAGAACCACUGUUAGACCAGAAUUAUGUCCAGAGGUUUAUUUGUGGUAGUGAAGAAUAUCUGUGUGAUCCUGACUGAUCUCUACUGUGGUGUGUGUUAAAUAAAUAAAAGUCUCUACCUGGAUGUAACUGAGCUCAUAGUCCAGCACCUCCUGGUGGAUCAUUAGUU